AUGCAGCUCACUCCGGUCAUCCUCGCCACCCUCUGCAUUGUCCUGCAGCUUCUUGCAACCUCCUCUGCUUUGGCGACGACCAACCGCCACGUGUCAAACGCUCGUUGGCUUCCCGCGGUCGCCACCUGGUACGGAAGCGCCAACGGCGACGGCAGCGACGGAGGAGCGUGUGGGUACGGUACGUUGGUGGAUGUGAAGCCGCUCCAUGCGAGGGUUGGUGCGGUGAAUCCAAUUCUCUUCAAGAACGGCGAAGGAUGUGGAGCUUGUUACAAGGUUCGGUGUUUGGACAGGAGCAUCUGUUCCCGGAGAGCCGUCACCGUCAUCAUCACCGACGAGUGUCCCGGCUGCUCUAAAACGAGCACUCACUUUGAUCUCAGUGGAGCCGUCUUUGGCCGCUUGGCUAUCUCCGGAGAGGCCGGCCCACUCCGCAACCGUGGCCUCAUUCCCGUCAUUUAUCGCCGGACGGCAUGCAAAUACAGAGGGAAGAACAUAGCGUUCCAUGUGAACGAAGGAUCAACUGAUUUUUGGCUGUCACUACUUGUUGAGUUCGAAGACGGAGAAGGCGACAUUGGCUCCAUGCAUAUUCGCCAAGCAGGAGCAAGAGAAUGGUUAGAGAUGAAGCACGUGUGGGGAGCCAACUGGUGCAUCAUUGGAGGACCCCUCAAAGGACCAUUCUCCGUCAAGAUCACCACUUUGUCCGCCGGUAGAACACUCUCGGCCACCGACGUUGUCCCAAGAAACUGGGCUCCCAAAGCAACUUACUCUUCCCGCCUCAACUUCUCCCCUGUCCUCUGA
Molecule: messenger RNA, 795 nt
Organism: Microthlaspi erraticum
Lineage: Eukaryota; Viridiplantae; Streptophyta; Magnoliopsida; Brassicales; Brassicaceae
Source: the annotation of a GenBank genome assembly